AUGUCCUUCCCCAAGCUGUCCUGGGCAGUCCUGCUGGUUGUUUGGACAGCCUGUACCUCAGCCGAUUUCACCGUAUACAAGGCUUACAACGCGGAUGCCCUGGUAGCUGGGCUUGCUCUGGGCGAAACUUGCCUGCAAGCACUACUGGACGCCUACGGACGUUACGCAACUCUGCUCUCCUACUUGCACCGAGUCUCUCGGGCCUGGGAGCGUGGAGCCAACAAGGGCCUCCCCUUAACCUUCGCCUACAACGCCGGGCUCGUGUGCACGCGAGAUCAGGCAGCGUCCAGGUGGUGCUUCCUGGACUCGCAGACGUGGCAAGGCAGCGACUAUAUCCGCUGGGACCCAGACAUGUGCUUUAGCAACGGUGACGACAACAGCACCGUUGCGCCGGAGUGCGCGGAUCCGGGCUUUGACGUUGACGAGGUUGACGACGACAUGUCUGCUAUCAGGAACCUCUACGAAAAGGAUCUGAUAUACCGCAAGCGGCUUCUGAACCCCUGGCUGCCCAACGCCAACUUCACGGACUACCUGAUCGACCGAUUUGACGGCAUCCAGCGCGUGUGCUCCACCAGUCUCCCCUACACCACCUCGGCGUCGACGCUGUACGCGGUAGAGGCGACUUCGACGACUACUACUGGAGCAACCCCAACGAGCCAGUCCAUGACGGCGACGCCUACCUGCCAGGGGCAGACGAUACAGCCGCUGGAAAACUGGCUCACCUGCAACGACCUGUCGGAUACGUGA
Messenger RNA from Colletotrichum spaethianum, 747 nucleotides. Its product is annotated as lysM domain-containing protein. The record is from RefSeq and is a predicted model, not a curated record. The coding region runs from base 1 to 747 and encodes 248 amino acids. The transcript is spliced from 4 exons. Lineage: Eukaryota; Fungi; Ascomycota; Sordariomycetes; Glomerellales; Glomerellaceae.